UCUUGGCAGGAAUUCAAUGACUGAACCAGACACAAACAAACAGAGAGAGAGAAAGGGAGGGAGGCUCGCACACUCUCAUAGUAAAGCGGAGGCAAGAGCUUUACACAAGACACACAUUUUGCGCGUGAGUUGCACCGGGUCUGUGAAACAGGCGGACUGGGAAUUACAUUUCGUUCAAAACUUUACACUUUAGGGAGGAUUUUCUCGUCGCUGGGAACUCUGGUUCGAUUUAAGAUUUGAAAAUGAAACUGUUGAAUGGAUUACAAGGCGGUGUUUUACGCUUUCCGAACUGACAUGGACUGUUGCGACUCUUUCCGUUCACAUUCACCAAAUCUGUUGUGAUCAGAUUGCCCGGGUUUAAACAUGGAGGCUGCUUCCAGCUUUCAGCCGCAUCCAGGACUUCAGCAAACUCUCAAGCAGUUUCACUUGAGCUCCAUGAGCUCCCUCGGCGGACCGGCAGCCUUCUCGGCCCGGUGGCAGCAUGACAUGCUGUUCAAGAAGGACUGUAAGAGCGCCGAGGUGAUGGUGAACCUCCCCGCGCAGACGCCCCCGGUCAUGCCGGGGCCCCUCUUCAUCCCGUCCGACCGCUCCACCGAGAGGUGCGAGACGGUCCUGGAGCGGGAGACCAUUUCGUGCUUUGUGGUGGGCGGCGAGAAGCGCCUCUGCCUGCCGCAGAUCCUCAACAGCGUCCUGCGAGAUUUUUCCCUCCAGCAGAUCAACUCGGUGUGCGACGACCUCCACAUCUACUGCUCCCGGUGCACGGCGGACCAGCUGGAGAUCCUCAAAGUUAUGGGCAUCCUGCCCUUCUCGGCCCCCUCAUGCGGACUCAUCACCCAGACGGACGCCGAGCGCCUCUGCAAUGCCCUCAUCUACGCCGGCACGUUCCCACCACACGUCGACAAAGAGUUGUCGUGCUCCAUCGAGCUGGAAAGAACGGAGAAGAGCUUUAAAGUUUAUCACGAAUGCUUCGGGAAGUGCAACGGUCUGUUCGUGCCAGAGCUCUACACGAGCCCCAGCGCGGCGUGCAUACAGUGCUUGGACUGCAGGCUCAUGUUCCCAACGCACAAGUUUGUGGUGCACAGUCAUAAAAGGCUGGAGAACAGAACCUGUCACUGGGGCUUCGACUCGUCCAACUGGAGGGCUUAUAUUCUUUUGGAUCAAGACUAUAGUGACAAAGAGGAGAGCAGCACACUGCAACAGCUCCUCAAUGAGUUAAAGGGGAAAUUUGACCUGGGGAACAAGCACAAGAUAUCUUACAAGGCAUACAGUCCCAUUCCCUCCAAAAAGUCCAAACAUGACCGCUCAAGAUCCCCAUCAAUGGAUAAAGCGAAGCAAGCUGAUUGGCUUGAUCUGGCUGCAUCUGCAAAUAAGGAUCUUAAGUUCAAGCAGAGACCUUCAGCCUUCAGGCCCUGGUCUCCCAGAGUUCCUCCUGCUGAGCGAGAGACCCUUAGCCACACAUAUGAGAGAUCGCUUGCUAAAGGACAAGACAGCCUGGUAGUCCCAAAUGUAUCUCUUGCCACAUUUAAAAAUAAUGAGCAGCCACCGCAACAUUUUUCUCAGCCCACUGAGACCAACAACACAGGCAAGACAGAGAGCUCAAGGCCAAGAAAGAGGUGGCCUUCUGCAGAGAGACAAUCACUGCCCACUGGAGCAGUCAGACAGCGUCCUCUGGAGAACGAGGACUCGGACGCAGAAAUCAAGAUUGACAACUGUAGCAAAGUUCCUUCCCUCUGUUCCUUGAUGUCCCCUCCCUUUACCUAUGGCAUUGGGGAGAUGAACCUCAACACUUACAGCACUGCAGAGGUGGAUGAUGAGAGGCUGAGACUGGGGACGGCCUCCUGCUCUGAGCUGGAAGUCCUCAAGCAGACACUCUGCAGUCACCUUAGCUCUAAGGAGGCUAGAGAGAAAUUCCUGAAGGAGAUCAUCCGCAUGAGAGUGAAGCAAGAGGAGAAACUAGCCGCUGCACUCCAAGCCAAACGAAGCCUUCAGCAGGAGCUGGAGUUUGUCAGGGUGACUAAGAAGGGCAGGCUGAGGGAGGCCAUCGAAGCAAAGCGGAACCUGAGGAAGGAGAUUGAGCGCCUCCGUGUGGACAGUGAGAAGAAGGUGCGAGACGCCAACGAGUCAUGCGGCAGGCUGAAGAGGGAGCUGGACAGAGAGAGACAGCUCCAUGUGUGCGAUAAGGGCUGUGAGGCAGGACGUCUGCGGGCCAAGUAUUCCUCACAGAUUGAAGAUCUGCAGACAAAGCUCCAGCAAGCAGAAGUAGACCGCGAGCAGUUAAGAGAGGACCUGCUGAAGGAGCGGGACGCCCGGAAGAACCUGGAGACGGCCGUCAAAGAGCUCCAGGAACAGCUGGGAUACAAAGCAGAGACGGAGGGACACGCCAUCACCAACACACAACCGACUGAGGGAGAGAAGAAAGAAAUGAGAGAGGAAGAUGCAUCUUAAACAUUUCGACUUCUGUGUUCAGUGUAUGGCUGCAGUUGAAGACUUUGAUUUGAGGACGAA
Molecule: messenger RNA, 2505 nt
Organism: Carassius carassius (crucian carp)
Lineage: Eukaryota; Metazoa; Chordata; Actinopteri; Cypriniformes; Cyprinidae
Product: ski oncogene-like
Exons: 7
Coding region: 364-2445 (693 amino acids)
Biological process (GO): negative regulation of BMP signaling pathway
Cellular component (GO): nucleus
Molecular function (GO): SMAD binding; RNA polymerase II cis-regulatory region sequence-specific DNA binding; DNA-binding transcription factor activity, RNA polymerase II-specific
Source: RefSeq, a predicted model, not a curated record